Molecule: messenger RNA, 1113 nt
Organism: Drosophila eugracilis
Lineage: Eukaryota; Metazoa; Arthropoda; Insecta; Diptera; Drosophilidae
Gene: sqh
Product: myosin regulatory light chain sqh
Exons: 3
Coding region: 239-763 (174 amino acids)
Biological process (GO): locomotion; post-embryonic development
Cellular component (GO): cytoplasm; myosin II complex
Molecular function (GO): calcium ion binding; myosin heavy chain binding
Source: RefSeq, a predicted model, not a curated record
ACAGUAUACACGCUGGUCAUCUUACUCUUCUCAGCUCUGAACAAUAAGUGAUUUUAUAAAAGACAAAAGUGCAGCUCGACGAAAGUUGCAUUGAAGAAACUCCGAAAGUAUUAAACACUCGACAUUCGGCAGCUAUCCACGCCGCACACACAUCACUCCAGCGCAAUCCACUGGUUCCACUAGCUCCGACGGCUUAAUUUAGCUCCAUUAGCUUUACUAGAUCCACAAUCCAAUAACCAUGUCAUCCCGAAAGACCGCUGGACGUCGCGCCACCACCAAGAAGCGUGCCCAACGCGCCACCUCCAAUGUCUUUGCCAUGUUCGAUCAGGCACAGAUCGCCGAAUUCAAGGAGGCCUUCAACAUGAUCGACCAGAACCGAGAUGGCUUUGUCGAGAAGGAGGAUCUCCAUGAUAUGUUGGCAUCGCUUGGAAAAAACCCAACGGACGACUACCUCGACGGCAUGAUGAACGAGGCACCCGGGCCCAUUAACUUCACCAUGUUCCUUACGCUCUUCGGUGAGCGACUCCAGGGUACAGAUCCUGAGGAUGUGAUCAAGAACGCCUUUGGCUGCUUCGAUGAGGAGAACAUGGGUGUCCUGCCCGAGGAUCGCCUGAGGGAGCUGCUAACCACCAUGGGUGAUCGGUUCACAGAUGAGGAUGUGGACGAAAUGUAUCGGGAAGCGCCUAUCAAGAACGGCCUGUUUGAUUAUCUGGAGUUCACUCGCAUUCUCAAGCACGGUGCCAAGGACAAGGAUGAGCAGUAAGAUCGCCAGGAAUCGAUCACUUAGCCAGCUGCCUCUCCAAUCAGCCUGUCCAAACUAUACAUUUUCAUGAGUUUCGUUUUGAUAAUUUAAUAUAUAUAUAUAUUUUUUUUUUGCUUUCGCGCCUUCUGUUCUUUGAAUCCUGAAAUUCCUGUACUUACCUGUGCAUUUAAAUUAAACGAAAAGUUAGCCAGCACAAGCGAAUGUUAUGUACGAUAUUGUAGUGUGUGGAGUUAGAGCCCGAUAACACCAUUUUCCCGAAAAAAAAACCCUUUCAUAAGUAUUAACUCAUUGAAUAUACAUAUAUUUACCUAUAUACAAAUACAUACUUAUACAAGAAUGUGGCAAUAAAA